AGUAGGCACAUGGCUUUCUUCUUCAUUUGUUUACUCUUUUCAAAUAUCCUCACUUUCAUUAUCUCAACUAGAUUUUCAGUAGGCUCUUGUCAGCCUUUACAAGAUUCUAAAACACUUUUUGCCAAAUUAGAACGAGACGUUCCAGUGCCAUUUGAAGAAAACACCCCCUUCACUGAUUCCAAUCAGACAUUGGCUACCCAGCUCUGGGAGGAUAUCAAUAUCGAUGCCGGCAUGGUCGCUCUCCCGGAUGACUUAGUCGAAUUGCAUGGUCUUCGUGAAGCGCAACGUUUCCCUUGGGACGACUCACGCAGUAUAUAUUUGCUCAACGGAUACCACAACUUACACUGCAUUCGCGCCAUCUACCUGUCACUUCAAGAAUUCUACCGCGGUGACGAGCAGUCGCGCUCCUGGGGCCAUGUUCUCCACUGCGCAGAUGCUAUCCGCCAGGACAUUCUAUGCAAUGCUGAUGAUACGCCUCGAUAUUCGACAGAGAGUAAGAGACCGGAGUCCGGUGUGGGUCAAAUGCGGAUGUGUCGAAGCUGGGACAAGCUUGACGAAUGGGCGGAGAAGUAUAAUAGUUGUUAUGCUUAUGUGAAUCAGACAAGUGAGGAUCUACCUGAGAUUCAGAGAUUUGUGUAUUGUCCAGCGGGAAGUCCGUGGCGAGAGAAGGUUGUUGAGGUUUUU
Messenger RNA from Mollisia scopiformis, 684 nucleotides. RefSeq lists its product as uncharacterized. The record is from RefSeq and is a predicted model, not a curated record. The transcript has 3 exons. Gene Ontology annotation, biological process: mycotoxin biosynthetic process. Lineage: Eukaryota; Fungi; Ascomycota; Leotiomycetes; Helotiales; Mollisiaceae. The annotation marks the transcript as partial.